Molecule: messenger RNA, 1962 nt
Organism: Eimeria maxima
Lineage: Eukaryota; Apicomplexa; Conoidasida; Eucoccidiorida; Eimeriidae
Exons: 8
Coding region: 1-1962 (653 amino acids)
Source: RefSeq, a predicted model, not a curated record
AUGGAGAAGAAACAGGACAAUGGAAGCCCUCGCUGGCAGGGACAACAGAAGGGAGAAAAGCGUGUGACUCGAAAGAACAGUAAUGUUCUAGACGCCCCCGAGACAGUGGCGAAACCCGGCGACGACGGGGGAAUUGUUGAGUGGCCCAGAGUUGUAGAGGGCCAUCUGUUGUAUCAAGGAAAAGUGAAGGUAGGAAGUCACGUUGUGCCCGUAUGCGAAGAAGCAUCCUUCACGUUCCCUGACCCAGAAGACCCAGAAGCUGCUACUGAAGCUUUUGCUGGCUACUACGAUGGCAACUUCCCCGAGAUAACGCAACUCGACGUUUCCUCCCUCCUAGAGAUAAAGGCUCCAAUGAAGCAUAAAAAUGGCAGAAACGGAAAAGUCAAAGCCCACCUGGCUGCCACUGGCAAUCUCCUUGUCGGGUCACUUCCCCAGUUAGAAGAGCCUGUUUCCCCUGAGGGUCGGGAUCUGUUCGCGCCGUACGAACAGAAGCUAGCAAAGUUCAUGCUUCUAAUCAGCUCGCUAAGCGGUAACUGCGCCUGGUAUGUAUUGGAGGAUAUGCGUCGCCUGCUGUACAUGCGAAACGGGAAGGUUUCAAGGAGCGGUAAUUUGGCGUCACGGAAGGAAGCUUGUAGUUCGUUGGCUCGGCUCGCCUGUCUCAGGAAAAGCCUUGCUGAAGUUGAAGAUAAGGGCAGGCGCUUCGCCAGCCACUCUUCUUUAGAAGCGUUGCUGGACCUAGAAGCCAGUCUAGCGGGGUCCCUUGCCUACCGGUCUGCCGAUGGCAAACAUCCUGCAGUGUAUAUUCCUGUAGCCAGCCUCUCUCCUACUAGUCUAUAUCUCCACGUUACCCCGGCGGAAUUCCAGCGAACCCUUUUGGGGCUAUUCGACCGCGCCUGGGAGAAAUUAGGUGCCACUUCUCGCCGUCACGGGGAAAAGAUUUCUCAUGAUGCAGACGGCGUGCUGUGGCUUGCAGUUGCGGUCGUCCUGGAUUUCAGCGAUUUGUCGCAGUUGGACCUUGCUGCGUAUUCAACACAUCGUCUUUUGGGAGACAUUGGGGAAGUUCUGCGAGCUUACUGCCCAUGGCUGGUGUAUAAAAUCGUCAUUUUCAAACUGAGUUUUGCUAGGGAAUUCCUGUGGGAACUCUUUAGACCAGCGCUGCAUGCAGACUGCCGCGUUGUGACAGCAGAAGACGAGGAGGCACUUCUUCAGGAGAUUCAAGCAGAUGGAACCUUUAUCCUGCAUACCCUCGGAGGAUUCAACGAGUAUAGCGUGCUGCGGUGCCGGCGACCAGCCUACCGUCUACCACAGCCUCCUCAGCCACUGGGAGCGAGCGAGUGGUUAAGUAGGGAGGGAGAGGCAACUGAUUUCUGGGAAGAAAUGGAGAAACUGUACGAGGAGGCGCCGGAGGCUGCGCCAGAGGGAGAGCCUGUUGAUGACAUCCAAACAAGGGACUAUGAUGAGGUCAAGGAGACAUCAUCAAGGCGAAGGCAAGAUGAAAACCGAGAAGAAGCUCUACGACGCAAGGAACACGAGUUAGAGAGUCUAACUAAUCGACGUGAAUGUCUAAUACCUCACUUUGAGAAAGCGCUGAAACAGGUGCUUAAUGGGAGCGAUGCUGAUGUACAGCUCACGGAAGCGCUUGCGCCAUUCGAGAUAGAAUUAACCCGACCUUCCUUUUCCAUGAAGGACGUCACAAAGGCCAAUGUGCAGAUAUGCAUGUGGAAACCGCCAACAAACGAGGUGGAGGCAGCGAAAGGAACUGCCCAGAUGCUCGUGAAGAUAGUGGAGGAAAGACGCAAGCUGUGGACCCAUUCGUCAUUGCCCCCCAAUUUCAUGCAUGCAUUUGAGAGGACAACUGUCCUACCCGCGGAGCUGCACACUGCUGCUGAUGCACUGGCUGUUCUCAUGUACGGCUGUGUAUCGACGCAAAUGGAUAUUGUUGAUCUCAUGAUAACAGGGUAG